GCAAAAGUUAGUCCACACACACUCCCCUCCUAUCCCACAAACCUAAGCUCAACUCUCUCUAAUCCCUAACUGCAAAAUGGAGAAACCGAACUCCGAUCAAGCUCCGGCAGCAAACUGCUCAGCUCCGGUGACGGAAAAUUCGAACUCCGGCGACGAUCCGGCACCUCCGACUACCGCAGAUAUUUGGGAAGAGAAGCCGGAGAUAGAAGAUCCAGACAUCUUACGUCAGCCUAAGAGAAGAAAAAACUGUCCAAGUGCUUUAGAUAAAUUCGAUUCCGUGAAUUCAGGUUCUAAUUUUGGAUUUUCCUUCUCGUUUGACUCGAAAUUCUCCGGUUGUUCAACUCCCGAAGUUACCCCCAAAUUCGGAUCUUUCAAUCGGGCAAAACCCGUUUCUAGCAAAGAUCCGAAAUCUGAAGAAACGGUACUGAAAGAAGAAGAUGAACAUGACGAUGACGAAGAAAAAUCCGAUGUUAUUGUGGAGAAGAAUUCUUUGGGUUUGUUGAGUUCAGUUGAUGGAAUCAAAACUGUGGAUUGACAUAGAUCGGAAUUACAGUGAAUUUACAGAAUCACCCCAUCUGCACCGGUCCGGCACGUCGCAUCGGAAUCUCCCCGCCGGCAACGGGAAUUGGUGGGGGUAGACCGGGGGCGGAGGGGGUGAGAGGAAUACUCAAUAGGAGCACCAAAUGUGGCUAUAUUUGUAAAACACUGAAAACAAAGAGUUUUUUUGUUGUAAUUUUUGUAUCAAUAAUAAUGGUAAUAAAUGAAUUUAUUAAUUUAUGUUUCUUUA
Molecule: messenger RNA, 787 nt
Organism: Solanum dulcamara
Lineage: Eukaryota; Viridiplantae; Streptophyta; Magnoliopsida; Solanales; Solanaceae
Exons: 1
Coding region: 77-535 (152 amino acids)
Source: RefSeq, a predicted model, not a curated record